UUUUCAGGAACUAAAACAUUUGGUAAGCAUGACUAAGUUUCAUGUUAAGCUUUACGCGAAAGCGGUUGAGUCAAGAAAAUUGGAUCAGAUUCAAAAAGAUUUUGAGAAGAAGUUCAAUCGAAAAAUUGAUGUUUCUGUCGAGUAUUGCUACCAUGUUAUUACUCAAGAGCCGGAGCUCAUUUCCUCCAACUGGGAAAAGCUUGUUACUUUAUUAUCUCAUUCUCCAUUUGAAACCUCUGUUUGGAAAGAAUCGCAACUACAUCCGGAACACGGAAAAAAUAUUGAAAUCGGCCCUCGAACAGCUGUGAAAACAGCUGCUUGCACAAACAUCCUUAGCAUUUUCGAAAGUUCUGGUAUCAAGAAUGUGGAGAGAAUUGAACGAGGAAUUCGGUAUUUGGUGGAAGAUGAUGUGGAUGUUAAUGAGUUUUUUGAAAUUGCUGCGGACAAAAUGACAGAAGCAAUUUAUGGAAAUGAUGUGAAGUUUGACGAUGAGAGUCAUCAGAUAGAAAAAGUAUUUCUGAUUGAUGUCUUGGAAUCAAAACAGAACUUGAUUAAGGCAAAUGAAGAACUGGGGUUGGCUUUGGAUCAAUUGGAUCUUGAUUUUUAUUACGAUUUUUUUGUGAACAAAGUCAAAAAAAACCCCACAGACGUUGAACUUUUUGAUUUGGCUCAAUCGGACUCUGAGCAUUCUCGUCAUUGGUUCUUCCGUGGAGAAAUAUGGAUUGAUGAUCGGAAGAGAGAUGGAUCUUUAAUGAAAACAAUCAGAGAGACACUUGACAGUUCAAAUGAUAAUAGUUUGAUUGCUUUUUGCGAUAAUUCCAGCGCAAUUCGAGGAUUCGAGAGUGUCUGCCGUCUUCGUCCAAACGAUCCAACUACUGUAUCCCCAAUGAUUGCCAUAUUUCCACCAUCCCAUCUCAUCUACUCUGCUGAAACUCACAAUUUCCCAACUGCAGUUUGUCCAUUCCAGGGUGCAACAACUGGAACUGGCGGUAGAAUUAGAGAUAUUCAUGCAACUGGAAGAGGGGCAUAUGAGAUUGCUGGAACCGUUGGGUAUUCCUUUGGGAAUUUGAAUUUACCGGGGCUUCCGUUGCCCUGGGAAGAUGAGACAUUCGAGUAUCCCACAUCGAUCAGUGAACCAGCGAAGAUAGCCAUAGAGGCUUCCAAUGGAGCAUCAGAUUAUGGUAACAAGUUCGGUGAGCCCGUGAUUUCUGGAUUUGCUCGAUCAUUUGGGCAGAGACUAGAGAACGGAGAAAGAUGUGAAUACUUGAAGCCAAUUAUGUUUUCUGGAGGAAUUGGUGCAAUAGACAAAGAUGAAGUACGAAAAGAGCCAUGUGCUCCUCAUCAAAAAGUCGUCAAAAUCGGCGGCCCCGUAUACAGAAUUGGAGUCGGUGGUGGAGCUGCAAGUUCAGUUUCUGUUCAAGGAAAUCGUGAAAAUCAGUUGGACUUUGCUGCCGUGCAACGUGGAGAUGCUGAAAUGGGUGGUAAACUUCAUCGAGUUGUUAGAGCAUGUGCAGAGAGAAUUGGUGGAAAUCCAUUGAUGGCGAUACAUGAUCAAGGAGCUGGUGGAAACGGAAAUGUGAUCAAAGAAUUGGUGGAGGGAUGUGGUGUCACAGUGAAAAGUGACACAUUCCAGCUCGGUGAUGAGAGUAUAUCGUUGAGAGAACUAUGGACAGCUGAGUAUCAGGAAAACGACGCAGCUCUUGUAGAUGCAUCACUUCUCGAUGCUCUCCAAACCAUUUCCAAACGCGAAAAAUGUCAUGUGUCAGUUGUUGGAGAAGUAGAAAAAGAGCAAAGAGUCAAGCUCCUUGGGAAAUCUGGUGAAAUUGCAGUUGACCUAGAUACCCGGCAACUUGGAGAACGAGAAAAGAAGGUGUUCAAGUUGAAAAGUGCCCCGAGGGUUUUGAAGAAACUAGAGUUACCAGAAAAUCUGACAGUAAGAAAAGCUCUGAAAAGAGUUUUGAUGUUGCCUUCAGUUGCUAGCAAAAGAUAUUUGACAUGCAAAGUAGACCGAUCUGUAACUGGAUUGGUUGCUCAACAGCAAUGUGUUGGACCUCUACACACCCCACUUGCUGAUGUAGCAGUCGUGGCUCUGUCACAUUUUGAUACGGUUGGUGGAGCCGUGUCUCUUGGCGAACAACCCAUAAAAAUGCUAAUCGACGCUGAAAAAGGAGCCCGAAUGUGUAUUGCGGAGACGAUAAUGAACCUCAUUUGGGCACCAAUUACCGAUUUAAAAGACGUAAAAAUGUCGGGUAACUGGAUGUGGGCUGCAAAAUGUGACGGAGAAGGGGCUCGUUUAGUUGAUGCUGUUGGAGCUCUUUGUCGUGGACUUCGUGAGAUUGGAUGUGCGAUUGACGGAGGAAAAGAUUCGUUAUCAAUGGCGGUGACCGCCCAUGGAGAAGUGGUCAAGAGUCCCGGUACUCUUGUACUUUCCGCAUAUGCUCCUUGCACAAAUGUUACAAAAGUUGUGAAUCCAUCGCUGAAAGCUGUUCCCGGUUCAAAAAUCUUGUGGAUCAAGAUUGGAAGUUCCGAAGAGAAAAUGAGGCUUGGAGGAAGUGCACUGGCACAAGUUUAUUCACAGAUUGGAGACGACUGUCCGGAUAUUGAGAACUUCUCGGAAAUUUCUAAAGUGUUCUCAAUUGUUCAACAGUUACUGAAUAGAGAAGAGCUGGCAGGGCCUUUGAGAAAACCAAUUAUUUUGGCAGGACAUGACAUAUCGGAUGGAGGACUCUUGACUGCUAUUCUGGAAAUGGCAUUUGCUGGAAAUGUUUCUAUUGAUAUUGAUAUCAAGCCCCCCAACCAGAAUAUCAAGCCUAUCGAUAUUUUAUUCGCUGAAGAAUGUGGCAUACUUUUGGAAGUUUCUAAUCCUGAAAAUGUUCUGCACAUAUUCUCUGAAGCUGGAAUUAAAUGCCAAGAAAUUGGAAAAGCAUCUGCCGUGUUUGGUCCAGAUGCCCACGUAAAAAUCCAUGUGAAUGGUCAUUUGGAAAUCAAUGAGAAGCUGGUUGAUUUGAGAGAAGAAUGGGAAUUGGUUGGAGAUCGAUUGGGAGAGUUUCAGACAAAUCCCAAGAGUUUGAAGGAAGCAAGAGAGGUUCGAAGAACAUGUCAGAAGAUCAAUUAUAAAUGUGAUUUUGAUUGGUAUUAUAAUCCAGCGUUUAUUCAUAAUGAGCAGUACUUUUCUACAGCCCCACGAGUCGCUAUAAUCCGUGAAGAAGGUUCGAAUGGUGAUCGAGAAAUGGCUUCUGCAUUCACUCUUGCUGGAUUCCAAACAUUCGAUGUCACAAUGACUGAUAUUUUGGCUGGGCACACUUUGGAAGCUUACAGAGGUGUCGCGUUUGUGGGUGGAUUUUCAUAUGCUGAUGUUCUGGGGUCUGCGAAAGGUUGGGCUGCCGGUGUUCAAUUCAACGAGUCUGUUUCAAAGCAAUUCGAAGCUUUCCGUUCGAGACCUGACACAUUCUCAUAUGGAGUUUGUAAUGGAUGUCAGUUGAUGGCUCAAUUGGGAUGGAUUGGGGAUGAAGAACAGAAAGGGCCUACUGUUUUUUUGGAUGAAAACGAAUGUGGGAGAUUUGAUAGCAGUUUUGGGCCAGUUAAAAUCGAAAAAAACGUCAGCAUUAUGCUUUCCGGAAUGGAAAACUCCGUUCUCGGCCUCUGGUCUUCUCAUGGAGAGGGUCGCUUCACCUACCGUAACCUUCAAAACUUCCAAAAUCUGAAGACAAAUGGUCAAGUCUGUAUUCGUUUUUGUGAUGAUCGAGGAAUGACUGGCGCUGAUCAUGGAUCCGUGAAGCUACCGUACCCAUGGAAUCCCAAUGGAUCCAUUGAUGACGUGGCAGCUAUUUGUAGUCGGGACGGACGUCAUCUUGCUAUGAUGCCACAUGCUGACAGAUCAUUCUUGACGUGGCAAUGGGCGGAGUCAAGUGAGGUUCCAUGGAAUGCAAGAUUCGAUCAAAAGACAGUGGCACUUUCCCCAUGGAUCAAAAUGUUUAGAAAUGCAUAUAAUUGGUGUCUUUGAAUAUUCUUUGACAGUUGGAAGUUGUUUUAAAAUAAAUUAAUAUUUUAUUGCAAGGAAACCCAAAUGUACAGACAAUCGUAUUCAACAAGAGCAAAUAAAUUAAUAAAUUAAUAACAAGAAA
Caenorhabditis elegans is the source of this 4124-nucleotide messenger RNA. It is a transcript of the gene pfas-1, whose product is annotated as putative phosphoribosylformylglycinamidine synthase. The record is from RefSeq and is marked reviewed. Bases 29 to 4003 code for a protein of 1324 amino acids. Gene Ontology annotation, molecular function: phosphoribosylformylglycinamidine synthase activity. NCBI's taxonomy places the organism in Eukaryota, Metazoa, Nematoda, Chromadorea, Rhabditida, Rhabditidae. The transcript has 22 exons. Gene Ontology annotation, biological process: 'de novo' IMP biosynthetic process. Gene Ontology annotation, cellular component: cytoplasm.